UAAAAAAUCUAAGGUAGUAGCAGAAGUUUAGAGUGAAAGAAAGAAAAAGAAAAUGGCAAUUCUCAAGGUUCAUUGUUUUUUGAUCAUAUUGAUUGUGAUGGUCGGAUUUGUUACGUCCAGAAAUCUUGAUGGCCAUGAUAAGAAGUGUCCAUGUCAGCGUCAGGGUCUUGUAGAUAUGUUACGGAAAUGUGAGAAAUAUCUGUCAACCGAAUUAGGGAAAGCAUUAGUGCAACCAGACGGAGACUGUUGCGCGGCUGUAAGAUCUGCGGAUGUGAAAUGUUUAUUGAAAUAUGUGGGUUAUAUGGAAGGAAUUGUUAGCCGUGAAAAAGUUGUCUACGUGAAUGAGUAUUGUAACACCAUCAAUACUGGACAUCAUAAAGUUCUUGUUUGAAGCCGGGGAGAUGAAUGAAAAAUAAGGGAGGCGUUAAAAAUGGGCUGAGAUUUUAAAUUGCCAUUCAUUGUUGUAAUGAGUUUGGUGUGUAUGCCUCCAUGGCUUUCUUUGGUUUUUA
Molecule: messenger RNA, 509 nt
Organism: Papaver somniferum (opium poppy)
Lineage: Eukaryota; Viridiplantae; Streptophyta; Magnoliopsida; Ranunculales; Papaveraceae
Exons: 2
Coding region: 53-391 (112 amino acids)
Source: RefSeq, a predicted model, not a curated record